Molecule: messenger RNA, 297 nt
Organism: Angiostrongylus costaricensis
Lineage: Eukaryota; Metazoa; Nematoda; Chromadorea; Rhabditida; Metastrongylidae
Source: the annotation of a GenBank genome assembly
AUGCGACAACCGUUGAAAGCUCUCGAUUUUGACAAGCAGUUCCGAGGCCUGUUGUUUGAUUAUGUGCAUCACUUCAGCGAGGUAAGUUUUCCCGAGCAGGAGGCGUACCCUGACGUGUUCACAAAGGUUGGUGUUCUUUUCUACGACCGUGCUGCCGUCCUAUUUUCCAUCCAUGAACGAUUGAAAUUUGACGGAGAGAAGAAAGAAUUCCUCUUCCCCGUCAGGUUGCUGACAAAUGCUGGUGAUGGUGCAGAAGCAGUACGUGUGGUCAUCAAGCAAGUUGCUGACAACUUCUAG